UAUAUGUUGGCAUUUAUCUAUGUAGAGUACUGUACAGUGUUGAUAAAAGUGGAAUGUAAAUAAAUUCUAUUCUAGUAUCCAAUUUCUUCAAAAUUAUGUCGGAAGGAGACAUUUCGUGUCUACAUAGAAAUCUUUCGUCUUUAGGACUUGGCUGUGUUUCAGAGAAUACUGACACUUUCUCUGGCUUAUUAGAUCAGCUGAUAAAGAUAUUACUCGAAGAGAAGGGCAGCAAAAAGUUUACUUUAAAGUAUAAUGUGGCUAUAUUCAUUGAGCUUGAAUCAGCUGCCCUUAUAUUCAGUGCAGCAGAUGUUGAACUCAUAUUUGCAACAUUCAAAAAUGUUUUCCAAGACUGCACAAAAGAAAAUUACCCAUUUCUUCAAGGCCAAUGUCUUUUAUCCAUGACGUCUGUUUUAAUGCAAGCAUUUGAGAAGGUGGUUGAAGAAGAAAUAACAGUACUGUUUACAGAGCAUGUUGAGUUCCUGUUUAGUUUGAUAAAACAAACAAAUAAUGUGAACAACAUUCAUGUACGUUCCAUUGCUGCUAGCUGCCUUAGUGAAAUCGAACUCUUUUUUCCUCAAAUCCUAAAGGAUUAUGUUGACAGUUUGUAUACAGCAGCAGUAGCAGAAACUUCAAUAGCACAUCAGUCUUACAUGUCACUUCUGGCUCUAAUUAUCAAUCAUUCUUUUGCUGACAAAAUAAAGGCAUCUUCUCUAAGGGGCAAAUAUCUAAUUGUUCAGCAGAAAUACAGUUUUAUCCCACAAGAAGUUGACACAGCCAUCAUGGGAUAUCCUGAUUUAAAAGAGAUGCUGUCUUUCCUAGUAGACCAACUACCUCUAUGUUCAACUGAAGGUGCAUCUUGGAUAGCUAUACAGAUUAUUGACAUGAUGCUGCAGAGGCCAGAUCUGCAAGCAUCAGCCCAAGUUUUGAAACCAUUGGUACUUCAUUUUUCAAGCACAUACAGCCCACUGGCUGCUCAUGUUGUUUUUCUGCUUGAAAAACAUUUAGGACAUUUGAUUUUUCAAGAAAAGGACAUGAUCCAACUUCUACAGCAGCUGCUCCUAAAUUCAAGCCAUCCUUCUAUGUCACCACCUGUACGUCUUCUCUUCUUGGAUUGGCUGAGUGAUCUUCUUAUUAGGAGACCAGAGAAAAUAAAUAAUAUACAAAAUAUUUGUUUUUUCUUUCCUGGCAGCUUUGAUGGACCAGAAACUCACCUUAUUAAGCUGAAACUGUUAAGUUCUGUUUUAAAAAUUGGGAAAGAGUCCUCAGGUGUACUUCUACAGACAUUAGCCAGCUUACAAAAACAGUUGAAAUAUAAAUCAUCUACCAAACUAAAAUCAGCACUAGUGAAAGUAUUGUACAGAUUUUUAUGUGACCAUUGUACUUUGGUUAUGUGUACUGAAGUACCAAGGAUACUUGUGGACAUAACUAUGGAGGACAUAUCAUUUACUCCAUAUGUAUUGAAUUUCACGCAGUGUGUGCAAGAUAGUUUUCCCAAAUUAUCUGUUCCAUCUUGUAUUCUUACAUCACUGGUAAUGGAAUUUACUCAACCUGAAAGCACAGCUACACUUGCUACAUUCCACUUUGUUCUGGAUAUCUUCCUGAUGGCAAUUAUGCAGAACAUCUGUCAACCAAAGGUAAUAUUAAAUUACCUGAUGAAAUAUGUUGUGUGUGAGGAGGUAUGUGGGUUAUUAAACUGGACAGUUGGUCACCAAAUUCUGUCUUUGUGCUACAAGAUGAUGAGCAACUAUGACACUGUUGAGUUUUUCUAUGAGCUGUGUGAAGUAUUGAAAAUGUUCAUGGCUAAUUGUGAAGAUGUGGACCUUUUCGACAGAGCUCACAUAUACCAUUCUCUUUUAGUCUCCUUGUCCAAUAAAAAGCUGAAGGAAGUACUGGUGUCACCAAAACAAAGUAUUAUGGCAAGUGAAAAUACUCUUCUUUCUACAUCUUCCAUCUGCAGACUGGAUGAACCAAUUCUGCAGCUAAAGAAAGAAAAAAGAGUCAUAUAUUCAACAGAGCAGUGCAUUCCUGAAAGGAUUCUAGAUGUUCCAGAAGCAGAUAUACUGCAGCUACACACAAGACAGUUAUCAUUUGUGGCUAAGAAACCUCUCAUCAUAAAAGGAAGACUAAACACCACAUCCAAAUUUGUUGUAAAGUUACAGCCAAUUCAAGCUCUGGCAAUUUUCUUCAAUGCUCCAGAAUCUUGGGGUAGAAUUGAACCAAUUAUGAUUGGACAUUACACAAAGAAGAAUUCUGAUGAUUAUUCUGAAUUAUCACAUAUUGUGGACAUUGAAUGUUUCCUUUGCAAGCCGUAUCCUGCUAUUAUACAAGUCUGUGCUGAAUUUAGCAUUAAAAAUGUGUGCUAUGUGUGCAAUCUGGAGCCAUUAACGUUGGAUUUACCACACUUUUUCCAGCCAUUACCAGUUCAUGAUGAAUAUAUUUCUGCAUCAACCAUAUGGAGAAGAGCUUUAUUUUCCAUUCUGUGGGAUUCUUUGGAGGAGAAAUCUGUUACAGCAGAAAAUACAGCAUUUACUUCUGUUUGUGUGCUGCAACAAUCCAGGGAAGGUCUCAAAAGAAAACUGAGUGAAGAAUUGGAGGAUUGUAUUGUUGAAGAUUCUAAAGAUGAGGAUACCAUCCACAUUGGAAUUUACUUAUCCCCAGCAAGUCAUCUUCUUAUGAAGUUCUUAUUCAGAAAUGGUAGCACUCUAGUUAGAAUAGUCACUGAUGAUAUUCAUAUUUUAGCUCAUGUCAACAGCUACUUUAAGACAUGGUAAUAAGAGUGACAUGAAAGUGGAAUGGUGCUUACUUCUUUUGACUUCUAAUUCAGUAUGGCAUUUGUUUGAUAUAUUUCAUAAAUUUGUACAGUCUUAUGUUAAUAUCCAUAGAGAAUUAGUUCUGUGCAGUACUAUGCUGACAACAGAGCUGGGCCUAGAAAUAAUUAAUUAAAUGUUGAACUUAUUGGUGUCAUUAUUAACCAUCACCAAAUUGCACGCUUCAAGGUCAUGGAAGAACUUUGCCUCAUUUACUGUGUGGUUCUAAGUCAACAGUACAGCAUUGCUAGCUUUACUACACCAUGAGUUUUUAGCAGUCUUCAUUUGCCUAGCCUCGACUGUUCAUGUUACAACAUUCUACAGGUUGGAUGUGUCCUUGAAGUGUGCGCUUUGGUUGUGGCUAAAAAGUUAGUUAAUUGCCCAUGUCAUCAUUGUUCAUAUAUAUGCCUACAUAAGAAUAACAUAUUAAAUAAAAUUGAGAGGCAUAGAUGAUUAUUAAGCUGUUUAUUAAUAUAAACACACAUCUAUGUACUGUGAUCACAUGUUAAAAAACACUUAAUUAUUAAGUUCUGUAUAUACUGCUGUUAUUCAAUUUCAAAAAUUAUAUAAAGUGUAGGAUUUGAGGUUUUCAUAGUGGUGAGUCUGAAGAUUGCUGUCUUCUGGGUAUUGUGCCGUGUACUCCGGUAGAUUUCCACCAAUGUUUCAGAGGGUUGGAGGCAGUAUGACCUCUUCCAUCAUGUCUACUCACCUGUCUUAUGUCUGGUGAUCCACUUAACAGACCCCUAGGGGUCCUUAUAAGGGCUGCUUUCUCUGACCUCUCUUGCUCUCAUAUCCUUCCCCCUCCUGCUGGCCAGGCUUUGGUAUGCCCCCUACUCCUAUUGGUUUUCAGGCCCUUGCCAAUCCUCACCCCACUCCCCACUGGUCAGAUCAAGGUUCUGUCUGGCUGUCAGUUUCCUGUAUCUCAAACCGAUUCCAUGCACACUUACUCAUUCCCCUGAUGAUGGAGGCAGCAAGAGCUGCCGGAACAUUGGUAAACUUUUACCAGACUACACUGUGCUACAACCUAGAAGACGGCUAUCUUCAGAUUAAUCGCUGUGAAAACCUCAAAUUCCUGUUUCUUAAGAUGUUCUUCUGUAUCAAAAGUCAGGUGUGAGAUAAAUGGAUAGCAGCUUUAA
Zootermopsis nevadensis is the source of this 3943-nucleotide messenger RNA. RefSeq names its product AP-5 complex subunit beta-1. Gene Ontology annotation, biological process: endosomal transport. Gene Ontology annotation, cellular component: lysosomal membrane; AP-type membrane coat adaptor complex. The record is from RefSeq and is a predicted model, not a curated record. Lineage: Eukaryota; Metazoa; Arthropoda; Insecta; Blattodea; Termopsidae.